GGAAGAGCCGUGGGGGGAAAUGUAGGCCAAUCCCCAGCGCGCUUGACACCAUUAACGCAAGACCUGUCUCACUCAUUCCCUUGCCGGCUCGGUUUUUAUUGCUUAGGCUUUUUUUUUUUCCUUCCCCUUUUUGUGUGUGUUGCCUUGGUGGAUUCCUGAUGACGACCUGCGUACGCUGAAAUUCUCUCUCUGGCGACUUCUUGGUCUAGAUUUGCCUAGUUUUCAUGAGUUGUCAAGCUCUGUCGGCUCAGGGGGAUGGAUGUUCAGUGACGGACGGGGAAGCUUCAGUGAUAGUUGAUAGUUCAAAUCUCUCGUCCCAUUGAUCCGCCUUGCAAGACGCUUUGAUUCCGUUUCAAACAGUACUUUUUGUUUACAUACGUACUGGGCAAAAUGAGUGUAAUGACUGGGGGCUACGGCUAUGCCGUCUUGUGCCGAGUAUGUGGAGACAAAGCAUCAGGGUUUCACUACGGCGUUCACGCCUGCGAGGGUUGCAAGGGCUUCUUCCGUCGCAGCAUUCAGCAGAACGUCAAGUAUCGCGUCUGUACCAAGGGAGACGAAUGCCUCAUCAUGAGGAUUAACAGGAAUCGCUGCCAGUACUGUCGACUCAAGAAGUGCCUCCACGUUGGCAUGUCCAAGGAUGCUGUACGUCUCGGACGAUGCCCUAAGAAAUGCAAACCUCAGGGUAUGCCAAUCCCGUCCCCGCCCAAGUCACCUUCAGGUGAAUACAUCAUCAACCCAGAGGAGACUCAAAUGAAGAUGGAGCAGUUGAUUCUUAGUAUACAUGAAGCCCAGAAGAAAACGCUAUGGGAUUGCUUUACAUUCAACGGAUGGAGCGAGUACUUUCCAUCUAUCAUUAACAGAAAUAGCAUUGCAACAAACACCCAGAGUCAGACCAAACUUAUUACUGACCUCGUGACCAACAACUUCACUCCGUCAAUCACUCGCAUCAUCGGCUUUGCCAAGAUGAUUCCAGGCUUCUUGAACCUGGAUAAAGAUGACCAGAUCAUGCUACUCAAGGGCGGAUCGCUGGAGGUUUUAUUGGUCCGUCUAGCUCAGGUCAUCUCGGUUAAGGAUGGAAUGUGCGCACUAAUAGAAUACCACAAGGAACUUAGCCAUGACGGGACCAAGAUAACACCGCUGAUCGAAAUCAUCCAGGAUGUCAUUGAGUUCGGACUGAAAUUCAAGCAACUGGAGCUAACCAACUGCGAGGUUGCGUUAUUUACUGCUGUCAUCCUAUUAUCGGCAGAUCGGCCAGGCCUACUAAUACCUGAUCAAAUCGAGACAUUACAGCUUCAGAUUGUUCAAGCUCUCCAGUCACAGAUUCUUCUCAAUCAUCCAAACGACCGGCUGGUCUUCCCUCGUCUUAUGAUGAAACUAUCAGACAUACGUCAGUUUAGCGUCACUAACUCUGACAGAAUGAUCAAUGUCAUGGAUGCUAGAAGUUGAGGAACCAUCACUGAUCCAUACAGGGGGGGGGGAGGGAUAAAGCGAGCCCUGGGAUGUUUAUCUAUCAAUCGAGAGAAUUCAGUAAACAAAACAAGAGAUAUUUUCUGCGAUUAAUGUUGUUUUCGUUAGCAAUCUUCCCUUUCCAGUUUUAUUGGGAUACGAUGCAUUGAAGAACUAGGCCGUUUUCAUAGAGAUGCAAACCACAAAAAGUUGCUCAACAAUUGCUUAGCACAAAUUAUUCGGCCGCCAGUCAAAGUUAUGUGCAUUUCAUAGCAUUUUUAACUGAUGAGCAUUUUUUUCUAAACAUCUGUUCUUUUUGCUCAGCAAUUGUUUUGUGCUUGAUUAGCAGUUCAUAUGAAAUAGACCCUCAGCUUGGUACCCAUUGUUUGUUUUUUGGUUUUUUUGGGGGGGGAUGUCCGUCUGAUGUGCAGAGUAUAGUUGAUUGGGAAGAAUGAAACUCAUAUCAGUGGUCGGCAAUCAAAUGUUAACAAACUGUUGAUUGUCCAACAAUGCACGAUUGGUUGAGCCAAUAUUGUCCUCUUCAGUCUCAAAUAAAUAAAGGGUGUUUAAAAUAAAAUUAAAAGUUGAAAUCCCUUGCCCUAACAACCAAAAAUUUAAAAACACAAACCGGAGAAUAUUUGCAAGUGUCGACUUAAAAGUUUCUAAAUUAAACAAAGGAUAGUAAUGUUAGAUUUUAAGCAAACGUCUCAGUAGGUUUGUCUGUCAAUCAUCUUCUGAUAGUUUUGGUGUCAUCAGUUUCAGAGAAUUAAUUACUCAUCUGAAUUCUUUCAAACGAAUAUCAUCUGGUAUUCCAUUCAAUAUAUGUUUCAUGUAGACAAAACAAAGGUUUGAGAAUGAGUAUUUUCCCAAAAAAUUUGGGUGACAUAAAAAUAAAAGGCUAAGUGUCUGAUGAAAUAUUUGCAGACACAAAUUCACCCAAUCCUACGUGGGAUUUGAGCUUGUUGCAAAAUUGUUGUGCAAUGUGAAUUGCUCUUGUUGGCUACAAGUUUCUUGCAAAGAAGAAUUUCUUUCAUGUCUGCAAGCUAUAAUCUUUUAUAAGGCCCUUCAAAAUAAACAACAUUUUUGUACAGCGCAGCCAUCUUUGUAGUUGGUUUCCUAAUCAUACAACUGUGAUUUGAUAAAUAUUUGAAGAAAGGAACCUGGCUAAUUUUUUCUUCCAGCCUCAGUUCAUUUACGUAAUUUCUGUGGAAGAAGCACGCAAUGUCUGUACUGCACAAAAAGUAGUGUUAUGCCUACCAGGGUUUGGUAGGCAUUGGUACUUGUGUUAUGCCUACCAGGGUUUGGUAGGCAUUGGUACUUGUGUUAUGCCUGCCAUGGCAUAGUAGGCAUUGAUAAUAGUGUAAAGCCUGCCAUGGUUUGGUAGGCAUUGGUACUUGUGUUAUGCCUACCAGGGUUUGGUAGGCAUUGAUAAUAGUGUAAAGCCUGCCAUGGUUUGGUAGGCAUUGGUACUUGUGUUAUGCCUGCCAUGGCAUAGUAGGCAUUGAUAAUAGUGUAAUGCCUGCCAUCUCUUGGUAGGCAUUGGUAAAAGUGUUAUGCCUACCAGGGUUUGGUAGGCAUUGGUAAAAGUGUUAUGCCUGCCAUGGUUUGGUAGGCAUUGGUACUUGUGUUAUGCCUGCCAUGGCAUAGUAGGCAUUGAUAAUAGUGUAAUGCCUGCCAUCUCUUGGUAGGCAUUGGUAAAAGUGUUAUGCCUACCAGGGUUUGGUAGGCAUUGGUACUUGUGUUAUGCCUGCCAUGGCAUAGUAGGCAUUGAUAAUAGUGUAAUGCCUGCCAUGACUUGGUAGGCAUUGGUAAA
Molecule: messenger RNA, 3259 nt
Organism: Asterias rubens (European starfish)
Lineage: Eukaryota; Metazoa; Echinodermata; Asteroidea; Forcipulatida; Asteriidae
Product: nuclear receptor subfamily 1 group D member 2-like
Exons: 7
Coding region: 391-1446 (351 amino acids)
Biological process (GO): positive regulation of transcription by RNA polymerase II; cell differentiation; hormone-mediated signaling pathway
Molecular function (GO): nuclear receptor activity; zinc ion binding; RNA polymerase II cis-regulatory region sequence-specific DNA binding
Source: RefSeq, a predicted model, not a curated record